AUGCAACAGAAGCGUCGAAAUUCGGAAAUAGAACCAAGCACCGUCAGAAGCGUGCCGGCCAAAUCCAGGCUGAAAAUCAAGAAAUCUACAGCCGUGUUGCUCCACACAGAAGCUUUUAGUGACUCACCAAAAGAAUCCCGUGGUGAUUCAUUCAUUGAACCGCAACAGCUUGGUUGCUUAGAAAUAGCUGAAUAG
This is a messenger RNA of Opisthorchis viverrini, 195 nucleotides long. RefSeq lists its product as hypothetical. The transcript has a single exon. Bases 1 to 195 code for a protein of 64 amino acids. The record is from RefSeq and is a predicted model, not a curated record. Lineage: Eukaryota; Metazoa; Platyhelminthes; Trematoda; Opisthorchiida; Opisthorchiidae.